Varanus komodoensis (Komodo dragon) is the source of this 6541-nucleotide messenger RNA. It is a transcript of the gene APBA1, whose product is annotated as amyloid beta precursor protein binding family A member 1. Gene Ontology annotation, biological process: chemical synaptic transmission. Gene Ontology annotation, molecular function: protein binding; amyloid-beta binding. Lineage: Eukaryota; Metazoa; Chordata; Lepidosauria; Squamata; Varanidae. The transcript has 13 exons. Gene Ontology annotation, cellular component: cytoplasm; plasma membrane; dendritic spine. The coding region runs from base 1 to 2508 and encodes 835 amino acids. The record is from RefSeq and is a predicted model, not a curated record.
AUGAACCAUUUUGAGGGUCCACCUGAAGGAGAGGUCAGUGAUGAACUAGGAAACCGAGAGGUGAAUGAGUCUGUGGAGGCUGACCUUGAACAUUCUGAGGUAGAGGAAGAACAACAACAUUAUGCAGUUCAUUAUCCAAGAUGUGCUAAUGGCAGCCAUGAAGGACAGUCUAGACAGGAAGAGGAGGGCACAUUAGCUCGGUCUGCCAGCACAGAGAGUGGCUUCCAUAAUCACACAGAUACUGCUGAAGGAGAUGUCAUAGCCACGGCAGAAGAUGGCUAUGAAGCAGACAGAGUGCUAGAAAAUGAGGAUGAGAGUGCCUAUGCAGUACAGUACAGGCCUGAGUCAGAGGAGUACACUGAAAAUGCUGAGGCAGAACAUGCUGAAACUAUUCACAACCGGACUCUUCCCAACCACUUGCACUUUCAUUCCAUUGAGCAUGAGGAAGCCAUGAAUGCAGCAUAUUCAGGCUAUGUCUACACCCACCGGCUCUUCCAUCGAGGAGAAGAUGAGCAGUAUGCAGAGCCCUAUGCUGACUAUGGACUUCAGGAACAUGUAUAUGAGGAGAUAGGUGACACACCUGACCUUGAUGUCAGGGAAGGUCUUAGACUCUAUGAUCAAGAGAGAGAGGAGGCUGAUAACUAUCGUAAGGAAGCCCUGGGUGCCCGACUGCACCAUUAUGAUGAGCGCUCAGAUGGAGAGUCUGACAGUCCUGAAAAGGAGGCAGAGUUUGCUCCUUAUCCAAGAAUGGACAGCUACGAACAAGAGGAAGAUAUUGACCAAAUUGUCGCUGAAGUCAAACAGAGUAUGAGUUCUCAGAGCUUAGACAAAGCUGCUGAAGACAUGCCAGAAGCAGAGCAGAAUGUGGACACUAGUAACACACCUGCUAAUAUGCGUCACAAAAGCAACAGUCAACUUUCAGUUGGUUCCAGGCCCCCUGUUAAUGUGGGAGAAACAGUGCAAAGGUAUAGCAAGGAGAAAAGGGAUGCGAUAUCACUAGCCAUUAAGGACAUUAAAGAAGCUAUUGAGGAAGUGAAGACAAGGACCAUACGUUCUCCUUAUACUCCUGAUGAGCCCAAAGAACCCAUUUGGGUGAUGAGACAAGACAUCAGCCCAACCAGGGAUGGUGAGGACCAAAGGCCACUAGAGGGAGAUUCUCCAUCUCCUGAUUCAUCUUCACCUCAAGGUGCUGAGUCAUCAAGUAUGCAACAUCACCAAGAUGUCUGUGGUACAGCAGAAACCCCAACCAGUAAGGAGUCAAGAAAAAGCUUGGCUUCUUUCCCAACAUAUGUUGAAGUUCCUGGGCCCUGUGAUCCUGAAGAUUUAAUCGAUGGAAUCAUAUUUGCUGCCAAUUACCUUGGCUCUACUCAGCUUCUUUCAGACAAAACUCCAUCCAAGAAUGUGAGAAUGAUGCAGGCUCAAGAAGCUGUAAGCCGAAUCAAGAUGGCCCAGAAAUUAGCCAAAAGCAGAAAGAAGGCCCCUGAAGGUGAAUCACAGCCCAUGACAGAAGUUGACCUCUUCAUCUCAACACAGAGAAUAAAAGUACUGAAUGCCGAUACUCAGGAGGUGAUGAAAAUUCCCUUUAAUUUGGAAAACGAAACUAUGAUGGAUCAUCCUCUGAGGACCAUUUCCUACAUUGCAGAUAUUGGGAAUAUAGUCGUAUUGAUGGCUCGCAGGCGAAUGCCAAGAUCUAAUUCCCAAGAUAAUGUGGAAGCAUCUCAUCCCUCUCAGGAUGGGAAGAGGCAGUACAAAAUGAUCUGCCAUGUCUUUGAAUCUGAGGAUGCACAGCUAAUUGCACAGUCCAUAGGUCAGGCCUUUAGUGUGGCCUACCAGGAAUUUCUGAGGGCCAAUGGAAUAAAUCCAGAAGACCUGAGCCAGAAGGAAUACAGUGACCUGCUCAACACCCAGGACAUGUACAAUGAUGACCUGAUCCACUUUUCUAAGUCUGAAAACUGCAAAGAUGUUUUCAUUGAAAAGCAGAAGGGAGAAAUUCUGGGCGUAGUGAUUGUAGAGUCUGGAUGGGGAUCCAUCUUGCCCACAGUUAUCAUUGCCAAUAUGAUGCAUGGAGGACCAGCUGAGAAGUCUGGGAAGCUGAAUAUAGGGGACCAGAUCAUGUCAAUCAAUGGGACUAGCUUGGUUGGCCUCCCACUCUCUACAUGCCAGAGUAUCAUAAAGGGUUUGAAAAACCAGGCCAGGGUUAAGCUGAAUAUAGUGAGAUGUCCUCCUGUAACUACUGUCCUCAUCAGAAGACCAGACCUCAGAUAUCAGCUAGGCUUCAGUGUACAGAAUGGCAUCAUCUGUAGCCUUAUGAGAGGAGGGAUUGCAGAACGAGGAGGAGUACGAGUGGGCCACCGAAUUAUUGAAAUAAAUGGGCAAAGUGUUGUUGCAACACCUCAUGAAAAGAUUGUUCAUAUUCUCUCCAAUGCUGUUGGUGAGAUUCAUAUGAAGACCAUGCCAGCUGCCAUGUACAGACUCUUGACUGCACAGGAACAACCAGUUUACAUCUAAACCUCACCCUCCCAGUGUGCAUGGAGGACAUCUUUCAUUAGUGGUGGUGUUUUCUUGUGCUGCAUUUUGGUGUCGGCAGCAAUCUCUCUUUCACUCUCUUUUCUCACCAUUUAUCUUUCUGCUGUGUAGAAGAGGAUGGUUUUGGUUGCUCCUUUUUAGUACUAGAGUCUCAUGUAAUCCUUCACAGAACAAAAAAAAAAAAUAACCAAGGUUUUCUUUAACACAACACACAGGCGCAUGCACUUGGUAGUGAUGUCAUUUUUGCUUCUGUGGCCGUUAAGACAGGAAGCCCAAGUAUAUGGAACGAAACUAAGUUAGAAUGCUCUUUUCACCAAAUAGGACAAAUGAUAGGGUAAAAGUCUCCUCUUAAGAGUGGUAGAAAAGAUGUUAACCUACUUAUCCUGUACCAUUGUUGUUCUGUGUAUGUUAGGAGAGCAGCAUUAUAAUUUUGCCCUAAGGAAAAAGUUAUGUUUGAAGAAGAAAAUUUGAUACCAAGGUGUCAGGUGAGCACUACUUCCCUAAUAUAGAUCAGCACCUUUAUAUUUGGAGACUGUUACUGAAAGCUAGUGAGUUAUGCCAUGCUGAAAAUCCUCUGGCAUUGCUAUGGGAGAUGUGCUUUCACAAUUUUGCUCUUUGGGAUUUAAGCCUUCCUCACUUCCUUUCCCAAAAGUCCUUUAUUUUUAAGUGCAGCAUGAUUUUUUGCAAAUAGCUUUUCUAAUUCCUACUUUCUUUCUAGGGUUGAGUGAUGUUAAAUAUCCAGCAGAAAUUAUGUGUGUGUGGUUGGGUGAGAAUGUGGUCUGAUCCUAACUUUCUAAGCUCUUUCAUUUUGUGUGUGUAUGUAUGUGUAUGUGAGCUAAUAGGUUGUCACAUUUUUAAACUGUAUGCUUGGUAUUUAUUAUUUUUUAACAGCUCUACAUGCACUUCUUAAUUGUUUUGUUCUUCUGAGCCAGUUUACUUUUUAACAUAUCUUUGGUCCAAAAGUUUGUAUUUAGUUUUUUAAGGACGAUUUCUCUUUAAUUUUGGACCAUAAUAGAACAGUGGAAGGUAUAAAUUUAAUUUAUUUUGUAAAAUAUACUAUAUAAAUAUAUAUAAAUAUAUGUAAAGUUAAUCCCAUGCAUGGGAUGCUAAAAGAGUAUGUUCAUUUCUCUAGAUGCUUGUGCAAUGAAAGAGUAUUCCAAAAAGCUUUGGUUAUGGUAUUUAAAAAUCAAGCAGGUCAGUGUAGAUUGUGUAAUAUUUGUAGUAAAACUAUUUGGCAAAAACACAAAAGUGUAGGUCCUGUGGCACCUUAAAACACUCAUUUUUUGCAUAAGGUUUUGGGGAUAUAGCCCAUAAAAGAUUCACUCACAAUAUACAUCUUGUUCUUUAAGGUGCCCCAAUAUUUGUUGUUGGUUUUGCUGUGACAGACUUAACAUGGUUAUCCUUCUGGAAUUUAAUAGUUGUGUGUGGGGGCGGGGGGUAGACAAAUAGGAAAUAUGGAAUAAUGAGGGAUAAGCUGGCAACCCAAUUUUGUGUUCAGGCCAGGGCAACACUGGUGUUCCAGGUUGAGUGUUUGCAUGUUGCAUGGAUGUGCAUUGAGCACACAUCUUGCAUUAGAUAUGUCAUGGUGUCCUCCUUGGGAUUCAGUGCCCUGCAUGGGUGUUGUAUGUAAAUGCAUGUGGACCCCAGCCUUCCACCACAAGCACAGAAACUCUGGGAGGGUGAGGGGGUGGUGCUGUGAUAGAACCUUGGGCCACUUACAGGAGCUUGUGAUACGAGCAGGUUGGCAGGUGGCAUCCAGUUCCUAUAGCUCUGUAUGCUUCUGAUCUCUAUGCACUGCCAGAAGUGGCUCUGCAACAUAGGAACAGUGGCAUGACUGGAGUGUUAAUUGGUUUUUUCAUUCAAAAAGGAGUUGCACAUGGCUAUAUUAAGUAGCUUAUGCAGAGACAGAUGCAAUAGAAGAAAAAUAAGUUGACUUCUCAGCCAGGUCAACUUAUGCAACCCAGUCUCGUCCUCUUAGCUUUACGUGAGCCCAUUAGAAUCAAUACCGUUUAAAUUUCAUUGCAAAUUUGAGCUAAAUUGGAUAGUUCAAUGCUGUUGCUUUCUUGAAGCUAAGUGGGCUAGACCUGUUCACCAGUAUGCAUGGGUGAGCAGUAUGAGUAGGAUUUACAUCUAAUUACCCCUCCCCCAUUUUUAAAAGCAAAGCAAAGUAUUACUUUAGCACUUGGAUUCCUAGGUACUUAACAUUUAACACUUGAAAUAAAUUAUGGGUAGUGAGAUGAAAGUAAGCAAAAUGCCCCAAAACUCUUCCCCACAGCAUCUUGGUCUAAAAAUCUAGCUGAGGCCCAUAGGGGCGGGGUUGAAUUUUCAUUUCUGAAAUGGAGGACUACAGCAGUAGCAAUGAGGGGGGAAACCUCUAUUAAAUUGGAGAAAACAGAAGUCAUUCUCAUAUAUAUACCCACACAAGUAAGAAUCGAAUAGGCUCAGGAUAACAACACUGCAAAUUACUCUAUUAAAUAAAAGGAAUCCCAAGUUUCAGAAUUACCAGCUUCCAAUUAAUGUAAUGUUAGUAUUUCUGAUUCAUAGUAAUGAUUUGAUCUUUGUCUAAGGCUUCCUCAUAUUGAGAGGAAUCAGUAAAGAUUGUUUUCUGUAAUAAGAUACUGGCUUUUAAAAAGACCGCUAUUUAAUACAUUCACUCCCAUAGUAACCAGUGUAGAUAAUAUAAUUCUACAUUUCCUAUGAUCAGUGCCAGCUGUUACUAACUUCUUUCCAUAAGAGAAAUACUACAGCAUCACUUUCUCCUAAGCUCUUAUUCCUCUUCAUUGAAUGAAGAAUUAGCCCCUGCUCAUUUCUUUCUGUACUGAGCAGCUUUUUAGAAAUUGAUUGGAUUUAAAAACCAGUCCUUAGAGCUUUCUUCUCAGCAGUGUUGAUUCCCAAAAUAGAUCAUCUACUAGUCCAGGUUUACCCAAGAUGCUUUUCACAGAUGUCAGAGAGACAGGCCAAGAUACUGGGAUAUAAUUGGGAAUAGGGCAGAUGGUUAAAAAUAAUCAAACCAAUGUAUGUAUAAACUUGAAUAUGUGCUUUACUUGAAUCACUAUUAACAUGUUUCGGAUAGUUUUAUGUUGAAGUAAAAAUCAUCCCUGUCUUAAACCUCUUCUGGCCUGUUUUUCUUGCUCUGUUGCAGCAGGUUUUCACACUGGUUGACAAAAGGGCUGGUUCACAGAGCAGCCCCUCAGCAUACUCACAAGUGCCCACAGUUACCGAAGGAGCAACAGCCAGAUGCAGAGAUAGCUAUGCCAUUCUCAUGAUUACAGAAGUUGGAAACAGUGCUUUUGUCCUUGCAGAAAUCAGUGUCAGCAGCUUUGUUCACAUGAACAUUUGUUCGCACAGUUCCGGUGCUGUAACUGCUUACAUGUUGGGGAAUCUGUCUUGUUUCCAUAGUAGGUCCAUUUCUAAGCUAACUGAACUUAGAAAUUAUCAUUUUAAGAAUUAUAUGGUCUGAAAGGUGAAAAGUGAUGUUUUACGCAGCUCUUUGUUGUUAUAGGGAACAUUACAUUUUCUAUAGGAUGAAAGGAACAAUUUAUUUUACACUCUUUCAAGUUUUCAAAACUUCAAGGAUGGUAGUUGCCUAUUUGUAUGUUGUAUUCUACCAUGUAACUCUUACCAUGUUUACAACAAAAUUGAAAUUGCCUCUUGAUUUACCAUUUUAAUGUGUCUUUGUCUGAAUUGCAUAUAUUUUCCAAUAUGUUUUGGAAUUUUCCAAGUGCAGGGCUUUUGGGGAUAGGGAGUUCUUUGUACUACCAGGAAUAAAAAGAAAUUGGUGUCUGAAGAUGGCAAGAGUGUGUGUGUGUGUGUGUGUGUGUGUAGCUAUAUAUAAAGAGAGGGAAAGAGAGAGAGUGCACAGUAAUAAGGAAUAUAAAGCUGUACCAUUGUUCUGUAUAGAAGGUGAAUAGAAAUUAUUGAAAAAGUCGGAAGAAGUAUAGUAUUGUAUUUGUAAUGAUAUUGUUCUUUGUAAACACUAUACUUGAUGAGUUCUAUAUAAAUAUAUAUAUAAAUA